GUAUUUUGUGUGAGUGAAUGUUGACGUCAUAUUUAGGAAAGAGUCACUUCUCUAACAGGAAGUGCAACUUAACAGGAAUGAAUAUUACUGGAAGUCAUUUGCAAAACCUUUUAUCUUAAAAGAACACGACGGCAGAAAUGGACGGGAUGCCUGCAGAUGGUUUGGAGGAUUCACAAGCAGAGGGCUCUCCAUCAGACGACAAUGCCACUUUACACCAUUCUAUCAAACAGCUGGCCAAACGCCUCACACUGCGUCAGAAGGACAAGAGCUGGGCUUCUGAGACAGUAAAUGACUUGCGUAGCAAGUUUCUGGAGUACCUGAAGAAUAAUGCCCAUACCUACUUCCAAGAUGUCACUGUGCUCAACAGCGGCAGCUACUAUGAAACGGUGAAGAUCGGCGACCCAGAUGAGUUUGACAUGAUGCUUCUGCUACGGACACCCCGACUCGAAUUUACAGAGAUUGAUAACUUAAAUGGGGUGUUCUACAAAGUCACCCUGAUUAAACCGACUCGAGAAAGGAUACAGGAUUUCCUGCUGCAGGAUGGCCGCACCAUCUCACCUACUAAAGUCCUGGAGGAGACACGCCACCUGGUCUGCAAAUUCAUUAAAACUUAUAACGCUGCAGGUGGGAAGCAAAACUGGACGCUGACCAGGAAGAAUCCCAAUUCUCCGGCCGUCACCCUGCUGCUGAAGAGAGUCGGAGAGGAGGAUAACGAGAGGGGAGGUGAGGAGGAGCUGGAGAGAGUAACGGAGCCAAAGGGCUUGGACACCAGAGAGCAGAUCUCUCUAGACAUUGUCCCCGCGCUGAAGGUGUCAGAGAAUCAAAGCUGGCCCACGGCCACGCGCCAGGGCCUCGACGUGGAGAGGUGGCUGGGGAGGAAGACACGCCGCAACCUCACCAGUCAAGAGUUCUACUUCGUCGCCAAGAAACCCAAGAAACUCAGGAGGAACCUCAGUCCUGAUGCCCAGGAAAGCUGGAGGAUUUCUUUCUCGCACAUUGAAAAAGAGAUCAUAAUGAACCACGGGAACAACCGGACCUGCUGUGAGAAGAAUGCCUCAAAGUGUUGCCGUAAGCAAUGCCUUAAACUGCUGAAGUGCCUCUUUGAGAGGCUGAAGAAGCUCUACCCUAAUGAUCUGAAGCCCCUCUGCUCGUACCAUGCCAAGACGGUCUUCCUGCACACACUCUCUGUGAGGGUCAAAGACCAGCAAUGGGCCCAGAAGCUGCUGCCAAAAUGUUUCCUGCUGCUCUUGGGGAAGCUGGAGGAGCACGUGCGCGAUGCCUCGCUGCCGCACUUUUUCGUCCCAGGCCACAACCUUUUCGCUCCACCCGACUUCCCACGCCGCAGCCUGCAGUUCCUGCAGCAGACACUGGAAGAUCAGCGUAUGCACGGCUACCCCCUUCUGAGGGAGGCCCAGCUUGUCGAGCCCCUUAGCACAACUGACGGCAUGACCCCGAAAGGCCCGAGGUCACUGGCACGUCCUCUAAGUGACCGUCCAGUAAAAAAGGCAGUGAUGAUGUGUUUCCCCUUCUUAUUAUUUUUCUUCAUGUUUCUGUACAAUAAGUUUUAGGUAGCUACAGUGACAUGUUGUGCAUGAGUGGUAGUACAGAAUUCCACCCUGUAUGUGUACGUCGAAGAAAUCAAUUACUCUUAUAUUGAAAUAGAUUUUGUGUGUGUUCUUCUGUAUUUGUGAUUGGUGUAUUUUCACAUGUGCGAGAAAAUACAUGGUGUAGUGCAGGAGGGAUUGGCAUUUCCCAGCAUGCCCCACAGGCAACUGUAAAUAACCCAUGCUGUAUUGUUAGAGUUAGUGCUUGUAAUUCCUGGUUGUGGUGUGUGUGUUUACCUGUGUCUUAUGAGAACCCAGUCUGAUCUUCAUGUGUCUCUAUCCUGUUGUAUAAUUAUCCACAAUGUAUGUAUCCGGCAUCUGACCUCCCUGCUUUUCCCCAUUACUUUGGGGUCAGUACUCAUUCAGUGCUUGUGAUAGUCCUUUUAAAGACUUAAUAAAAGCUUUCUCACCUUUCACCACCAA
Molecule: messenger RNA, 2027 nt
Organism: Paramormyrops kingsleyae
Lineage: Eukaryota; Metazoa; Chordata; Actinopteri; Osteoglossiformes; Mormyridae
Product: cyclic GMP-AMP synthase
Biological process (GO): activation of innate immune response; positive regulation of defense response to virus by host; DNA damage response
Cellular component (GO): cytosol; site of double-strand break; nucleus
Molecular function (GO): chromatin binding; double-stranded DNA binding; 2',3'-cyclic GMP-AMP synthase activity
Source: RefSeq, a predicted model, not a curated record